UUACUCUCAACCUAUGGUAUCAUAUUAGUUAUUUUAAGAUUAUAUUUUAUGGAAAAUAAACCUCCAGAGUUUGCACCGUCCGACAACCCUGCCUCAGAUUCUAAUAGUUUUUUAACUCGUACCUUAACUUAUAAUUUUUUACCUGCCUAUAAUGUAUGGAUAUUGUUAUGUCCCAGUGUAUUAAGUUUUGAUUGGUCGAUGGAAUCUAUUCCUUUAAUUCAAAACCUUGCAGAUUUUAGAAAUAUAUGGACGUUGUUAUUAUACUCUAUUUUAGUGUACAUAGCCAUGAAAAUUUUAAAAGAU
Molecule: messenger RNA, 303 nt
Organism: Lottia gigantea (owl limpet)
Lineage: Eukaryota; Metazoa; Mollusca; Gastropoda; Lottiidae
Exons: 1
Biological process (GO): protein O-linked glycosylation via mannose
Cellular component (GO): endoplasmic reticulum membrane
Molecular function (GO): mannosyltransferase activity
Source: RefSeq, a predicted model, not a curated record